AUGAAACAAAAGACACUAGUGAUUACGAUGUUCUUGGCGUUUGCUGUGAUCGUUAUCGUACUGAUAAUCGGUUUGACAGUGUCAAGUAUCACAACUUCCACUGCGUCAAGUGACGGUGAUAACAAAUUUCGACAGGUUUCAGACGCUAACACUACGUCUAACGGGCUCAAAACACUGCGUACGUUAGACAAGAAAAAUUCUAGCAAUGGAUCUAGAGAUGAAGAGGAAGAAUUGACGGAUCCUUUGACGGAAAAUUACUCUGUGUCAGCACUUGCAGUCGGAGAUUGGGGUCGUACUAUUGCCAAAAAUGGUGGAUCUUGCUGCUCACGUCGCAAGUCUUUCACUGUAUUAGAUUAUAACGCCAUGGAAUACGUGGCAAUUUUACUCGGACAAGCUGCAGCUGCUGCUGAGCCUCGUCCGUCAGUUGUGAUUGGCCAUGGUGACAAUUUCUACUGGGAUGGUUUGCACGGCAUAACAGAUCAAGCUUAUCGUUUUCAACAAACCUUUGAAGACAAGUAUAAUUCUCCAAGUUUAGCUGGAAUUCCAUGGAUCAACGUGAUGGGGAAUCAUGAUUAUGGAGGUGCUAGUUAUGUGUGUACAGAUGGUGAGCAAGCGAUUGAAUGUUCUUCAACGGAAGCAUUGUUGGCUGCUUUGGACCAAAAAUUUAUGUUGCAGGCACAAUAUGUGAGUCCACAAAACAAUCGAUGGAUUAUGUCGGAUCAUUUUUUCGUAUAUUCAAUUGCUGAUCCAAAAACUAAUGUAACAAUUGACAUCUUUAAUCUGGACACAAAUGAUGCUCAUUCUCACGGUGCUCAGCAGAUUUGUUGUCAAUGCUAUGGCUACUCUGGGAAAGAUGACGAUUUGUGUGAAAAUGUCAAGCGUGGUGAUAGUCUGUGUGCCGGAGGAGACACGAAUAUGUUUGAUGCGUGUAUGGACAAGCUUCAAGCAUGGGGCGAUGACUCUCGUUUGAGACUUGCAGAAGCUGCAAAGGCCUCGAACGCGACGUGGAAGAUUGUAAAUACGCACUACUCGCCAUACAAUCACUAUGCACCAGGACCAGCUGAGAAAUGGCGUGAAGUGCUGGACGGACUUGGGAUCCAACUCUUUUUUUAUGGCCACACACACGGUGAAAAACAUGACUUUGCUGCAUUUAAGACGCACUUUAUCGAAAAUGGGGCAGGUGGCGGCAUUCAAAAUGAAUCACCUAGUGGCAUUCCACCGUAUGCUGAAACUUAUGUUGAAAAUGUUUGGGCUGCUGGCCAUUACCCUUACGGCUUCUUUUCGCUCAAAGUUUCCCCCACGUGGCUACAGGUAAGUUUUAAUACAUUUGACGAUAGCUGGACGAUGACUAAAGAUUUGGAUGCGACGGUUGUCGGUGGGAUUGCCAUUAAGCAUUGCUGGUACAUUCCACAACAUGGUGGACGAGGCAAAAGCUGUAAAGAUGCUGAGACGCAGGCAACAGGAUCGAAUUAG
Molecule: messenger RNA, 1473 nt
Organism: Plasmopara halstedii
Lineage: Eukaryota; Oomycota; Peronosporomycetes; Peronosporales; Peronosporaceae
Product: Purple (tartrate-resistant) acid phosphatase
Exons: 1
Coding region: 1-1473 (490 amino acids)
Molecular function (GO): ferrous iron binding; ferric iron binding; acid phosphatase activity
Source: RefSeq, a predicted model, not a curated record